UACAGCGUAAAUAAGGCCAGAGCGCAGCGGCGGCGCAAUACUACACCUCAGUCUGUGGCUCACUCACUCACUCACACACAGAGGAACAGAUCCUGCGUUUAUACGUCAACGUUUAAAACACAAACAGCUUUCUGCUGCUGAUUUUACACACAUUUAUCGGACGGGCCUUGUUUAAGGAUGGCAGAUCAGCUGACCGAGGAGCAGAUCGCUGAGUUCAAGGAGGCAUUCUCACUCUUCGACAAAGAUGGCGAUGGCACCAUUACCACCAAAGAGCUGGGUACAGUGAUGCGCUCAUUGGGUCAGAACCCCACUGAGGCCGAGCUCCAGGAUAUGAUCAACGAGGUAGACGCUGAUGGCAACGGAACUAUAGACUUCCCGGAGUUCCUAACCAUGAUGGCACGGAAAAUGAAGGACACGGACAGUGAAGAGGAAAUCCGAGAAGCUUUCAGAGUCUUUGACAAGGAUGGAAAUGGCUACAUCAGUGCAGCUGAGCUCCGUCACGUCAUGACCAACCUGGGCGAGAAGUUGACAGACGAGGAAGUGGAUGAGAUGAUCCGAGAGGCAGAUAUUGAUGGAGACGGCCAGGUCAACUAUGAAGAGUUUGUCCAGAUGAUGACUGCAAAGUGAAGGAUUGUCAUAUCCUAUAUCUUUCUCUCUUACAUUGCUUGUCCUACUAAGAUCACUCUGUCUUUAAAAAGAAAAAAAAUCUAAAGUUUACUUCAGAGAGUAUUAGAAUUUCAAAUUCUGUGAUCUCUUACCAAAAAAAAUCGAAUCAAAUUUCAAAAUCAGUUUGUGAAAAAUACUAGCAGAAUUGUCCCAGCAGAAGUGAAUGGACCAAGCAUAACUGCAUGAGCCCUUUUGGAGCAAACGUCUCCAGACCUGACAAAAAUUUUGAGGACAGGAUGUCACUUUAGUCGCACACGAGUUGAAGUCCACGCCUAACAUGGCAGUUUAAAUGCAGAGUUUCAUCUCCUUUCAUGAGUGUUCUUAAUCGCUGAAAAAUAGAGUAAAUUAAAAUUUAAAAAAUACAUAUAAUAAUAAUAAUAAUAAUAAUAAUACUUAUAAUAAUAGUAUAGCUGCCUUCAAUACAAACGGAGCAAAAACAACUGCGUGUGACCCGUGUGGUAAAGUCAUACUUUUGCGUAUGGCCUUCUCCUGUUUAAGACUCCAAACAGAACAAAAACUGGAUGUUUAUGAAGACGUACAUAUUGUAAAAACCCGACGUCAUGCUCAUACUCUGUAAAAUUGUAGUUUAAUGGCGGUGUACGACUUGAAAAGUGUCUUUCUGGGCUAUAAGGCAUGUACUUGGAGCCAGUGGUUUCCGUCAGCUGGUUUAAACCUUUAUGUUACUGUGGGUUUUGUCUCUGAUGACUUCAAACUUUGUGGGAGCGUGGAGAUGCAAAGGAUGUAUAGCAGAAUCGAGAUGGGACAGAGAAACUCAAAUAGCAUAACUGUACAAUAUAUAGUAACAUAGGUAAUCAAAAUGCUAUCAGUGUUAUGCUUUAUAAAUGUACUGUUCUCCAAUAUUAACGUCUGGUAAAACUUUGCAUUGCCUAUUGUUUUUCUAGUUAGGUCUGUGACUUUUGUUUGAUCCAUGGAUUGAUAUGUGCCAUAAUACUCGUAAGCCUCAACUUUCUUGCAAGAGAUCUUGUAGUCAAUUAAAAAGUAUGUUAUCAGUCUAUGAAUAUAUACACACACAAAUAUCUAUAUAUAUUUGCACUUUGGUGUAGAUUAUACAUUCAACCACAGAAGAGGAACCUGCUGCUGCUGCUGCUUUACGGCUCAUUUGUCUCUUGCCCUCGUGGGUUUGUCAGAACCUCUUGUUGUCAAGUGCUCCAAAUUUAAUUUGCGCUCUGCUUGCAAGAAGACCGAUAAAGGUGAAACUGUCAAUUGUUGGUUAUUUUGAGGGGUGAAAAGACAGUGUAUCGAAUUAUGUUGCUAGUAAUACUAUGAAGGGCUUGUUAUUGGUCUAAUAAUUGGGUUAUUUAUUUUUUCUAGCUGAAAUGUAUUACUCCUCUGGAAGAGCUUUACAUAGCGUAUCUUACUCUGUUCUGGACUGUUUGGACAGUUUUGCGUGGGAAGGGUUUGAAAUUGAGUGGGAAUACUCAACAUGCGAAAUCUGUAUGGAUAAUAUGUGAUAUAUGUAUCAGUGUUUUCCAAUAAAAAUAAAUGUAUAUGUUUAUGCACACA
This is a messenger RNA of Cyprinus carpio (common carp), 2190 nucleotides long. It is a transcript of the gene calm3a, whose product is annotated as calmodulin-1. Lineage: Eukaryota; Metazoa; Chordata; Actinopteri; Cypriniformes; Cyprinidae. Gene Ontology annotation, molecular function: calcium ion binding. The record is from RefSeq and is a predicted model, not a curated record.